AUGGUUCGGUAUCGUCCCGGCUCCUCGGCCGCGAAACCUUUCCGCAAGAAAACGUUCCACAAGGCCAAGCGCCACAACCUGGUCUUGAACAUUUCCGAGCGCCACUCCAUUGGUGAGAACCAGUUUGAGAUUCUGUUGGCGGCUUUGACGAGCAGCAGUGGUACCUACAAGGAGAACGUCGGUCUCGCGGCCUGCUUUCAGUGCCGCCGGAGUGGGAUUCCAUGCUACUCGGAAGCGGACGCACCAAACGACCCAGAUUUACCUGACCACUGCGCAAACCGCAACUACCUGCCUCCUGCCAAGUGUAUCAUGUGCUACCGCAAGCCGUGCUCGCACUACCUGCAGGCCCACUCGCACCUCGAGCUGGCCCAGCAAUGCCAGCAGCGGGCGUACACGUUCCUCGAAGACCUUGCAGUGCCUCCCGACCGCCAGGCCGAACUCCAGCAGACACUCUGCGAUAUUACGCGCGUAGCUGACAUGUUUGGCGGGGUGCGGUCCAAGACACACGAGACGGUGACCCAGGACCUCACGCGGAACCUUAAACUGCGCCAGAACUUUGAAGGUCAAGGGCUACUGGGAAUGGUGUCGGUGCUGGCGUGGAGCGAGUUUGCCGAGUCGAGCAAGAAGCUCCAAAAGGCCUUGGCCGUCAAGGAGGAGCCCAAAGAGGCGCCCGGGGUGCAGGUCAAGGCCGAACCCGUCGAGGCCCCGGACGCUGCAACCAACCCGCUAGCGGUCGUCCGCUACGACCCUCACGACGACGAGGAUGAGCCCGCCGGUCCCAGCGAGCGCAAACCGCACUUCAGCAUGGGCCCCGCGUCGGCCCCGAAACGUGCCAACGAGGACGACGCAAGCGAAUCCGACCCAUGGGGAUCCGACAUCGAGGUCGUCUUCAACAAGUACAAGGCCAAGGCCAAGGGCAGGUCCAAGUCCAAGUUGUCCAAGCGCCAACUCGACAUCUCCAGUGGCAGUGACGACGACGAGUCAAGCUGCACCGAUAGUACCCUCCUCAAGUCUCUAAAGCGAGGUCUCAAGCGUAUGCGUGAGGAGCGUCGUCGUAAGCGUGGCAGGCAUGGCGGUGGAUCGGUCGGGAGGGAUAGGGGCGGGGGGAAGCAGACCCGCCCCAUAAUGAUUAGUGACUCUGAUUAA
Molecule: messenger RNA, 1146 nt
Organism: Apiotrichum porosum
Lineage: Eukaryota; Fungi; Basidiomycota; Tremellomycetes; Trichosporonales; Trichosporonaceae
Exons: 2
Coding region: 1-1146 (381 amino acids)
Source: RefSeq, a predicted model, not a curated record